AUGCGGCUGGGCGUGGGCGACUCCUUCGGCGAGAUGUCCCUCAUCACCGGCCUGCCGCGGUCGGCAACGGCCAUCGCCUGCGAGGACACGACGCUCCUGGAGCUCAACCGAGAUCGCUUCGAGUCGUUGCUUGCUCAGUACCAGAAUAUCCGCUACCACGUCAUGCACGUCGUCUCUGAACGCCUCAAGGAGUCGCAGAAGUUUGAUGAGCACAUCCGCAAGCGGGCCAGCAGCCCCAGGGCAAGCACCAAGGAAUGA
Acanthamoeba castellanii str. Neff is the source of this 258-nucleotide messenger RNA. Its product is annotated as cAMP protein kinase regulatory chain, putative. Bases 1 to 258 code for a protein of 85 amino acids. NCBI's taxonomy places the organism in Eukaryota, Discosea, Longamoebia, Acanthamoebidae. The record is from RefSeq and is a predicted model, not a curated record. The transcript is spliced from 4 exons.